UCUGAUUGGUUGCUCUUAAAGCGUUAACAAACGUGGGUAAAGAAAGUGGCUCACCGCAGCUCCAUGUGGUGUUUUUCUCUUGACGAAGAACUUAACGAUCCCAGUGAAUGAAUAUAUAUAUUUAGGUUGAUAUUUUCGGUCAUGUACAGUUUUUGGGAGCCACUUGUGUUGAGUUACUUUAACCGAAAGUGAAAUACUUCCACUGGAAACACGUUGUAUUGGAGACCAUGGAUGACAGUGGGACUGAAGCGUGGACCCAGGUAAACCUCCAGCAGCUUCUAGCUACGAUGAAAGCCACCCUCCCAGGACAUGCCCGAAAUCUCUCGUACAUCACAGCACAGAAAACUGUGGACUGGAAUAAAGUGGCGUUCCCCCCUUUCUCUCCUGAAGCAUGCCAAGAAAAGUGGAAACAGAUUUUGCGGAAAAUGAGUAAGACCCGGACCCUCAUCGAGCUCAUCGAUGAAGCGAAUGGUGUCAUAACCAAUCCGGUCAAGAACGUAAAGAUCCACCCAGAGUGCCCAAAGAGACCCGCUCCUCCGACUGCUAUCUUUUUCGAGGAAAAUGUGUCUGAUUAUCAGAAGACGCACCCGAAUAGGAGCAGACAAAAUAUAUUCAGGAAGCUAUGCAAGAAGUAUAAGCUGCUCCCAUGUGAAGAGAAGGCUCCAUAUGAGGACAAAUUUCAGCUUGCAAAUGAGGAAUACAUGAGAAAGAUGGAGCUGUUCAGUAAACAAUAUCUAAAAGGUGACUUUCGCAAGUCCACAUUGAAGAAGCUCAGUGCGAAAAACAAAGCUGUAACGAGAGCUCAGGUCAGUAAAGACACAGAGGGCAUGCCUCCCAAGCCUUCGAUAAAUGGAUAUACACUAUUCUGCAAAGAGCAGUCUGCUUCUGGGACGGCAUAUAAAGGCGUAAAUGUGUGGGCCCAAAGUUGGCGAGAUAUGACUGAGAAACGGAAAGACGUUUACAACACGAGCUGCAAACGGUUGAAGAGCCAGUACGUGGUUGAGCUGAAAGAAUAUCUAAUGAAUUUUGAUGAGGCGAAGCAGCAGCGGAUCCUAAAGGAAACCGGCAUCAAAAGACCCAAAGAGCUUCGGGACAUUAAAAGAAGAGAUAAAAAUAAAAUUCCUGGGGAACCAAAAAUUACAUUUCGAUCUGGUUGUGACAUUUUCCGCAAAAAACAGAUGUUUCUUCUGAAGGACCACAUCCUAAACUCAAAGGAACGCUUUGGUAGGGUCAACAAAAUGUGGCUGGACCUCUCGUCAGAGGAGAAGAAACGCUACCAGGAGGAAGUAUUUAAAGACAAUAAAAAAUACUGCAUGGAGCUUCAGAAGUGGUUUGAGACGUUGUCGGCAGCAGAGCAGCAGUUGUAUCGGAUGCACAACCCCAGUAAACUCCGAUACCUUGAUGCCGUCCAAAUGGAAGUUUAUAAUUCAGAAAAAACACGUGCUCCUAUCUACAGACCAUCAGAUUCAGAAGAUGAAGACACUGAGGAGAGCGAAGAUGAAGUAGAGUCUGAUGAGGAGGAGGAGGAGGAGGAAGACGAUGAUGUCAUCGUUUUUGAGGUGUACUAAUUGGUGAUGAGAAGGACAGAAGAUCAUCACACACACACUUAUCAAGUUCAGAGCAGAAACCGGGAUUUGACUUGAUAAACUGGCUGCUCCAGUAGCUGACUUUAAUGCCACAUCGUGUUUUAAUUGUACAAAUCGGCUUUAAAAAAAAUCUGUGUUAAUGCAGGACCAUAUGUUGAGAAGCUUGAGAAAAGCACAUCUUGGUUCUUAAAUGUGCAUCCUGCUUUAUUAUCUAGCUUUGAGGACUUGUGAAAAUAGAAUUGCUCUGGAAAGAUUGUUUGGUACCAGCGAUAUGUUGUGCUUGAGUGUUUUGUGUUAAUUAGUUUGAACUAAUUCAUUCUACAAUCUGGGUCUAUUUGAUAAUCUGCCAUCGGAAUGCUGUUCACAGUGCACACAUAGAUUGAUUGAGAUUAUAUUUUACAGAGGAUACAGUUGUUUGCUCCAUGGUCUUCAGACAGAUUAAUCUAAUCCAUAACACAAUGCAUGAGGUAGUGUUUUUAAUCAAUACACUUUAUUACGCCAAAACUCUAAUGGUUUCUUCUACUUUUAACAAUGAAAACAUGUAUUUCUAAACAUUGAGAUAAUGCAGUACCAGGGAAAAUGUAAAUGGGUCAACAUUUACGGGUUUUAUUUGUAUAGAUAAACAAGAAAAUGAUUUGUAAGGCAUUGUAUUAUGUGUGGUUUAAAACCUUGCAUUUGUUUGUAAAUCCUUUUUUUAAAAUCCAAUAAAGAUUUUCUUUGUC
Messenger RNA from Pseudoliparis swirei, 2308 nucleotides. Its product is annotated as nucleolar transcription factor 1-B-like. The coding region runs from base 228 to 1568 and encodes 446 amino acids. The transcript is spliced from 16 exons. The record is from RefSeq and is a predicted model, not a curated record. Lineage: Eukaryota; Metazoa; Chordata; Actinopteri; Perciformes; Liparidae.